Molecule: messenger RNA, 1758 nt
Organism: Triticum turgidum subsp. durum (durum wheat)
Lineage: Eukaryota; Viridiplantae; Streptophyta; Magnoliopsida; Poales; Poaceae
Source: the annotation of a GenBank genome assembly
AUGGCCAUGGCCACCUUCGCUGCCACUCCCGCGCUCCUCUCUCCCUCACCCCCCUACACCCCGGCCCCUCCACUCCGCGGGCGCCCGCCCCGCCCGCCUCUCCGUCUCGGCCUCCGGCUCCCGCGCCGCCGCCCCGUCACCACCACCACUCCGGCCGCGGCCCACGCUGCGAGCUCCCUCUCCUCCGCCCGCGGCGACCCGCGCGAGGCGGAGGCAGCGGUGGCUGAGCUGCUGCGGGACCACGGCGCGUCGCCGGAGGACGCGGCCGCCAUCGCGGCCCGCGCGCCGGGGUACGCCGCCAUGCUGGCCGACGGCGUCAGGGAGCUCGACGAGCUCGGGCUCUGGGCGUCCUGGAGCGCCGGGGCGGGCGCGCGCGCCGGCGCCGAGAUGGGCGCGCUCGGGUUCGGCAGGAAGGUGUACUUCAUGGGGCGGAGCCGGCGCGACGGCGCCGUCGUUCCCCUCGUCGAGAGCCUCGGCGUGCGCCUCUCCUCCGCGAAGCUCAUCGCGCCCUACGUCGCCGCCGAGGGCCUCCCCGUGCUCAUCCGCAGGGUUAAGUUCUUGAAGGAAAUGCUGUUUUCAAGCAGUGGCUAUGAAACUCUAAUCGGACGGAAUGCUAAGCGCAUGAUGGCACACUUGUCAAUACCCGCAGAUGAGGCACUCCAGAGUACGCUGUCAUUUUUCGAAAAAAUGGAGGCCAGACAUGGUGGUCUGAGCAUGUUGGCACAUGGGGAUGUGUCAUUUCCCUAUCUCAUCGAAUCAUUUCCAGUGCUUCUUCUCUGCUCAGAGGACAAACAUCUUAAGGCAUUAAUUGAUUUCCUUGAACACAUUGGAGUUCCCAAGCCGAGGAUUCCAUCAGUUCUGCUGGCAUUUCCUCCUAUUAUCCUUUCUGAUGUCGAAAAGGAUAUCAAGCCAAGGAUUCAUGCAUGGGAGAAGGCUGGCAUAGAACAGGAAUAUAUUGGUCGGAUGUUGUUGAAGUAUCCAUGGAUUCUUUCUGCAAGUGUGAUAGAAAACUACAAGCAGGCCCUUUUGUUCUUCAACAGAAGAAAGAUUUCCAGUACAUUUCUUGGCAUUGCUGUCAAAAGUUGGCCUCACAUUCUGGGUUGUUCAACAACAAGAAUGAACUCAAUUCUAGUGCUGUUUGAUGAUCUGGGCAUCAGUAAGAAAAUGUUGGUUCCUGUUCUUACAUCAAGUCCACAGUUGCUGCUGAGAAAACCUAAUGAGUUUUUGCAGGUUGUUUCCUUUUUUAAAGAUAUGGGUUUUGAUAAGAUAACAGUGGCAAAGAUUGUCUGUCGUUCUCCAGAAAUUUUUGCUUCAGAUGUGGAGAAUACCCUCAAAAAGAAAAUCAACUUUCUUAUUGACUUUGGUAUUUCUGAGCGUCACCUUCCUCGUAUCAUUAAGAAGUACCCAGAGCUUUUGUUGUUGGACAUAAAUCGCACACUGCUACCAAGAAUGAAUUACUUCCUGGGGAUGGGCUUGUCUAAGAAAGAUGUCUGCUCAAUGAUCUCUAGAUUCUCCCCACUUCUGGGGUACAGUAUUGAGCAUGUUCUGAAACCAAAGAUUGAUUUUCUAUUGCAAACCAUGAAGAAACCACUUAAAGCGGUUGUGGAAUAUCCAAGGUACUUCAGCUAUUCUCUUGAGGGCAGGAUAAAGCCACGGUUUUGGAUAAUAAAGAGUAGAAACAUAGACUGCAGUCUGACAGACAUGCUUGCAAAAAACAAUGAACUUUUUGCUGAAGAGUACCUGGGAAUAGAAACAUGA